Mycosarcoma maydis (corn smut) is the source of this 1941-nucleotide messenger RNA. Its product is annotated as phosphatidylglycerophosphatase. The coding region runs from base 1 to 1941 and encodes 646 amino acids. The transcript has a single exon. The record is from RefSeq and is a predicted model, not a curated record. NCBI's taxonomy places the organism in Eukaryota, Fungi, Basidiomycota, Ustilaginomycetes, Ustilaginales. Gene Ontology annotation, molecular function: phosphatidylglycerophosphatase activity.
AUGGGCAACCUCUCCGGAGUCGUGGCCGUUCUUGCGGUCAUGGUUCGCCCGUCUUUGGUGGUGCCUCACGUCCAAGUCCCCGACAUUCGCCACCUCGACUGGGAAGCGCUCCAUGCCAACGGCGUGCGCUACCUCGUAUUUGACAAGGACAACUGCCUCACAGCGCCACACUCGGACGUGCUCGAGCCGUCUAUCUCAGAAGCAUGGCAGCGCUGUCAGCGUGUCUUUGGUCGCGAGAACAUCCUCAUCGUCAGCAAUUCGAGCGGCUCUUCCGACGAUCCCUCCGGUUUGGGUGCUGAAUCACUCAGCCGCGCUCUCAACGUCCCCGUCCUCUGUCAUAAGCACAAGAAACCUGCGCUAGGAUGCGCCACGGAAGCUCUCGAGUACUUUGUUGCUCUCUCACAUGACCGUGAGACAACUCUGGCCCACGCACAGCAGAUGCCACCUGGUUCCGCCUCGAUCGAAGCCGGAUCUAGUCGCCAAAGCAAGAAGUACUUGCGCGAAAGGCGCAGAAUCAUCAAAACUCAGAUUCCAGUGGAUCAGGGAUCCCACGGGAGUAUCUUGCUGGUCGGCGAUCGUAUCAUGACCGACAUCGUGGUGGCGCACCGUAUGAACGACGAGCUCUGGCGGAGAAGGAAAAAGCUUGGACUUGGCACAGCGCAGCCUGAUGCAUCGACUUCGAGACCUUCACCACAAUGUAUUUCGGUGCUGACAACAGGGAUAUGGGCGUACGAAGGCCGUCUUAACGCCAUGAUGCGACGGCUCGAGAGGCGAGCGACAUCGUUUUUGAUCGGCAAGGCUUUUCAGCCCGGAGCACCUGGUCUGCUUUCUUUCAACAAGUCUGCAUCGCACACAGGCAUCGAAUGGCAAAAAAUUGCUACUGUUCGCGUCGCAGAUUCUAAAGCGCUGAUGACGAGUCCUGCCGAGACCGACGAAGCUCGAUUCGCGUACACGCGAGACCAUCUACCAGCAACGUCACCGAUCGAGCCGACACUCGGCGCCAUUCUCAUUGCGACCAUCGUGCGACCUUUACCGCCUCGUUUCGCGUCGGUCGUCACACGAAUGCUGAACAGCAGGCCUCUUGUAUGGUUCUCGACAAAUUUGCGCGAUGGCUGGAACGUGAUGAUCCGGGGACUUGAUUUCGGCGUUCGUCAGACAGGCAUUCAGGCGCACUCUCAUCGUAGCAGAGUGAUUGCGCAUUUGGCUCAAGCUUCGACAUCCACUUGUUCGCAUCAUGCGACCGCUCCAUCGACGCGCUCUGGGAUCGAGCUCGACGAGGUAGCGCCAAGGAGCAGAGCAGAGAUCAAAAAGCACGAAAGUGCAGCAUCACUCGCGGAUUACAUCGAGUCACGGAUUCCACGCAUCUCGACCACUUGGCUGCCAGCAAUGAAUGGUGCUGCGCAACAACUGCGUAACCGUCUCAGCAACGCAACAGCGCCAGCGAUUUCAGCACAGUCGCUCCUCGCUCGGACUUGCGCGCGCAAAUCCACGUGUGCAACAAACGCAACAGUCGAACGACGAACAUUUUGCAGUGCAGCCAGGCGACAACAGCAGAUGCCUCGCAACGUAGGUCGCGGUGGACGGCCUCGCGUGCCCAUGCGUAAUUGGAUCGCCGCGUUUUCCGCACUCGUCAUUGUACCCGGUAGCUACUACCUCGGUAUGCGACUGCAUGAUCUCAAGGAUACCAAGGCGAUCGAUCUGAACCAACCACUUGCCCCGACCCGAGCGGCUCCCUUAUUGGAUCACGAGCAGCAUCGGUUGCGCGAUGCAGAGCUCAUCCGUGAAGCCGCGCACCCAGAUGCGUCCAGAGCGUUGCUCAAGGCGUCAGCGGAUAGGAAGAGCGAGUUGGAAUUGACUCUGUUCCAUCUCGUGCGCGAGCGAGACGAUAUUCUGGACAAACUCAAACGCGUUCAGCAGCGAACGGUCGAUGCAUCGUCGUAG